AUGCACGUUUGCCGACUCUCCCGUACGCAGGUCACGUUGAUGAAGGGAUUGCAAAAGGCUGCACGUCAUGGAAGUUAUGCGACGCAGUUCUGGACGCAGCCCAGCCACCCGCCCCACCGCUCGCGUCAUGCGAUGUUGACGGCGCACUCCAAAAAGGCUAUUCGGCGUCGGCUCGUUUUGCCGCUGGAUGCGCAUGACUGGGGCCGCGCCCUCGAAGUGCUCGACGCCGGUUAUGCGAGACUUGGGCGCAGCGCGGAGGAUUAUCAACGGGUCAUCCGUGGCCUCGCCCAUGAGACGGCACCGCAGCGGUGCAGGGAAGCAUUGCACACGCUGAACUCGCUGCGGGACAAGGCGUACACGGGCGAGAUUGCGUCUAGUAGUGGGCUGUGGGUCUCACUUGUAUGGGCAUAUGCCCGUCUACGCUAUCCGCGCGAGGGAUACGAGUGUUUGCUGCAAGGGGAGCGGCGCUCUAAUUUUUCGUCGCUCACAAAACAGCAUCUGGGAGAGACGCUAUUGCCACUAGUGGCUGAGCAUGGCAUGCUGGAUGAGGCGAGGUACAUUGUGGAGAACUUCUUAGGCACAGGUGGGAGCCGUCAUGACAGGGCGCGCGUAGCCAGUCUUGUGGCAGAGGCCGCUGCCAGGAGUGGCUCCUGGGAGCACGCCAUCGCGGCAGUACAGCCCAGGGCAACCACCGCAGCGACCCGGCCCAAUCCGCACACACUGGCCUCUCUGUUUGUCUCAGAGGAGGCAAACGACGCUCCGGAAGAGGCGUCACAGACGUCGCGAGGCGUCUGGCAGCUUUCAACAGCGGCGCUACGAUGCAUGAUGUGUUCCAUGGCAGACGAUGGACAGUGGGUGAUGGCCCUACGAAGCUUGCAGGAAUUGCGUCGUCGUUGCAGUAGCGACACACCUCCCCUUGACGGCGUCCCCUCCGGUAAUGUCAAUGGGAGUGGUGACGCUCCAAGCGCGGCAGGAAAGGGGCAUCCACCACCGCCGCCACCGCCGCCGCCGCAGCAGCAGCAGCAGCAGAACCGGCAACAGGAAUUGACACUCUCGGAAAAUGAGCUGCAGCGGCUUCUUAAUUGUUUGGGAAGCCAGCAUCGAUGGGAAGAGGCGACCGCGCUCUUUGCAUCGCAGUAUUUUACUGAUAAUUCUAGAAACGACAAUGCAAAAAUGCGGCCUUUGCAGCCCACAACGCUGAACCUUCUAUUCGCUUCGUUCCCGCGGGAGACGAGGGAGUGCCGCCUAGUGGCCCCGGAGGGCGAGCCUGAGGCACCCGGCUCCCCCACGGGCCCCUACCUGCAGGAGACGGGGAGCGUGACACUGCAGCUUGAUGCGUUACACCACCCACAGCAGGCUGUUUCUUUUUUUAACCGCCUGCUUAACGAGCGGGAUGACGCUGCUGUGACGGACUGGGUGAUGGCCGCGGUUGGGCCCGCGUUGCUGCAGCUGGGGCAGUGGGAUAGGGCGCUGCAUUUGCUUCGGCAAACCCCGGCCCUCGCUUCAGCCAAACCACCUGUCUGCACGCUUGAGGCGCAUUGGGAGGUACGGAAUCGGCUUGUCGCGCUGCUCUACUACCUGCACGGCGCCGUCUCGCUGGAGUCACGGUACUACACGUUGUGCCACUUCCCCUUUGCGUUUCCAAAAGAGGCAUUCCGGGAGCUUCCUCCGCCCUCCGAGCUUUUGGCGCACUUGAAGCAAAGGCGAGAAGAAGGGCAGAGACCCUCGACGACGCCCCCUUUUGCUCGCCAGGCCUCCACCCCACGGCGGUUUGCGUCACGGCGCCUGUCCGCCAUUGUGCAACACACGGAGAAACACGAGGACGAACUCAAGCGUCGCCUGACCGCGUUGUACGCUAGCCGCGACAACGCCUUCCGCGGGGGCGAUGCGGAGAAGGACCCACGCCCACUGCCCAAAGGCCUGCAUGAUACGGCGAACGGCUGGAACUUCUAUGGCCGCGGUGGGGAGAUGGUUUUUGCGAACCACAGACGGACGGCGCAUCCCUUUUCGAUGCAUCCAAAGGUGAUGCGGGCGUUGGCAGACCCGUACCGUGGAUGGAGCCCGAGCCAGAACAGCUGUUGGGCCCAUCGUGAACGUGUGAGAAAGUGGAACGGCCACAGCGCAGUCUAA
Messenger RNA from Trypanosoma conorhini, 2130 nucleotides. RefSeq lists its product as uncharacterized. NCBI's taxonomy places the organism in Eukaryota, Euglenozoa, Kinetoplastea, Trypanosomatida, Trypanosomatidae. The coding region runs from base 1 to 2130 and encodes 709 amino acids. The transcript has a single exon. The record is from RefSeq and is a predicted model, not a curated record.